This is a messenger RNA of Scleropages formosus (Asian bonytongue), 2113 nucleotides long. RefSeq names its product serine/threonine kinase 40 (gene stk40). Bases 261 to 1571 code for a protein of 436 amino acids. The transcript is spliced from 11 exons. Lineage: Eukaryota; Metazoa; Chordata; Actinopteri; Osteoglossiformes; Osteoglossidae. Gene Ontology annotation, biological process: protein phosphorylation. Gene Ontology annotation, molecular function: ATP binding; protein kinase activity. The record is from RefSeq and is a predicted model, not a curated record.
UCAGGUGGUGCUGCUAUGGAAAGAUGUGAUCAGAGGGUCAAAAGAGGAGGCUUUUCCUGAUUGCUCAUUUCAGUAAUAAUAAAACAAGUUGUAAAAUUGCCGAGGAUCGUUUCGUUUGACUGAAAAAAAGAAGAAAAAAAAAAAACAAAGGUCGAUGUUCGGUACGAAGAGAAAAGAAGAGAAGAGAUAAUGGCCGUUCUGUAGAAGCUUUUAUUUGCACCGGCAAUAUUGGCUCGAGUCGAGGAGGUGCUCCGACCAGGAUGUCCAAGCGACGUGCUUCAGAGAGGGGUGCAGGGGAGAGCUCGGCCAGGGGCAGCAAACUCCUUUGUCCUGGGAUUUCAGGAAGCAGUGCCAAGAGAGCUGGCCCCUUCAUCCUUGGGCCUCGGUUGGGAAAUUCACCCGUUCAGAGCAUUGUCCAGUGUCUUGCAAGAAAAGAUGGCACCGAUGACUUCUAUCAACUGAAGAUACUGACUUUGGAGGAACGGCCAGAUUCAGCAGCGGAAACCCAGGAGGAGCGGCAGGGGAAGAUGUUGCUGCACACAGAGUAUUCUCUGCUGUCUUUACUGCACAACCAGGAUGGUGUAGUGCACCACCAUGGCCUCUUCCAGGAUCGAGCCUACGAGAUAGUAGAGGACACAGAUACCAACAAGUUACGGAAGAUGAAGAAGCGCAUCUGCCUGGUGCUGGACUGCCUGUGUGCUCAUGACUUCAGUGACAAAACAGCAGACCUCAUCAACCUCCAGCAUUAUGUUAUCAAGGAGAAGCGUUUGAGCGAGAGAGAAACCAUUGUGAUCUUCUACGAUGUGGUACGAGUUGUUGAAGCCCUGCACAAGAAAAAUAUCGUGCACAGAGACCUCAAACUUGGAAAUAUGGUGCUCAACAAAAGAACACACCGGAUAACCAUUACCAACUUCUGCCUGGGGAAGCACUUGGUGAGUGAGGAUGACUUGCUGAAGGACCAGAGAGGCAGUCCAGCCUAUAUCAGCCCAGAUGUUCUGAGCGGUCGUCCAUACCGUGGCAAGCCCAGUGACAUGUGGGCUCUGGGGGUAGUGCUGUUCACCAUGCUCUACGGCCAGUUCCCCUUCUAUGACAGCAUACCUCAGGAGCUCUUCCGCAAGAUCAAGGCUGCUGAAUACACCGUCCCCGAGGAUGGACGUGUGUCUGAGAGCACGGUUUGUCUUAUCCGCAAACUGCUGGUGCUGGACCCUCAACAGAGGCUCACAGCCGCUGAGGUGCUAGAGUCUCUCAGCAGCAUUAUCACCUCGUGGCAAUCUGUCUCUUCUCUGAGUGGUCCGCUGCAGGUAGUACCUGAUAUAGAUGAUCAGGUGAACCACCCUGAGCAUCUCCAGGAGGCUAAGGUAACAGAGGAGUCCUCACAGUACGAAUUUGAGAACUACAUGCGGCAGCAGCUGCUGCUGGCUGAGGAGAAGAACACUAUCUAUGAGGCCAAGAACUUCCUGGGCAAGCGGCAAUUCAGUAGUGUGCCUCCUGUGCGCCGCCUAGGCCACGACGCACAGCCCGUCAGUCCGCUGGAUGCUGCCAUCCUGGCCCAGCGCUUCCUCAGAAAGUAGCACCGCUCCCUACUUGAGAAGGAGGGGACCUGGGCCAGGCUUUGUGGGACAUCCCCUUUGCCCUGCCCAUUCAUCACCAGUGAAGUAUGUUGAGGUCAUUGGGUGGUGAGGGGCAGGGAUGGGGGGGAUGAUGUCAGCCAUGGUAAUGGGCUUUUCACAAUCUGUAUUCUCUCCUCCUUGGAUGGAUUUUUGUGGUGCUGCCUGAGGAGGUGGAGUCUGGGUUAGGGUAGGGGUGGAGCAGGCAGAUAAGAUUAAAUGGCUCUAGAGCCCUGGCUCUCAGCUGUGGAGCACUACCCUCUGGGCACUUUGAAGGCCAUACACCCCACCCACCUCCACCACUGUCAUCUUCCAGCACUUCCAUCAGCUCCCACAAAGAAACUUGGCCACAACAACCAGACACCCAGAGCAAUAGAGGGUUCCACCAUGGAACCAUGUAGCAGCUUGUCUCUCAGAACCUAGAGGAAGACCUCUGAGUGAGAGACCCUUGACCACGGACUUCAUCUUGCCACGUACUACCUUUUUUUUUUUUUUUUUUUUUUUUU